Molecule: messenger RNA, 703 nt
Organism: Juglans microcarpa x Juglans regia
Lineage: Eukaryota; Viridiplantae; Streptophyta; Magnoliopsida; Fagales; Juglandaceae
Product: copper transport protein ATX1-like
Exons: 3
Coding region: 198-500 (100 amino acids)
Molecular function (GO): metal ion binding
Source: RefSeq, a predicted model, not a curated record
UUAUCAUGAUUAUCUUUCUUUCUUUCUUCUUUUUCCUCACCUCAACCGUUCGACUCCAACACCAGACCUCUCCUUUCUCUUCUCUAUAUAAAUCAACCCCCGACCCCUAAGCUUUCUUGUACCGGAGAAAACCACCACAAAUCUCAGUCUCUGAGUCUUUGUAGUCAUUCAGCUAAUUUCUUCCAAAAUCUGUAGUCAUGUCUCAGACAGUUGUCCUCAAGGUUGGUAUGUCAUGUGGAGGCUGUGUUGGGGCCGUGAAAAGGGUUCUGGAAAAAAUGGAAGGGGUAGAAUCAUAUGAUAUUGAUUUGAAGGAGCAGAAAGUGACAGUGAAGGGCAGUGUGCCUCCUGAGGCAGUUCUGCAGACAGUUUCAAAAACUGGAAAGAAGACUAGCUUCUGGGAAGCAGAAGCACCAGCAGAAUCUGAAGGAAAGCCUGUAGAACCGGAAGGUAAACCUGCAGAACCUGAAGGAAAGCCUGCCGAAGCUGUGGCGGCAGCUUAAGAAUCACUAAUUCCCUGGAAGUGUGUAGUCUAUAAACCACUAAUAGUUUGCUGAACUUAAUAUAGUAUGAACGCAUCUGGAAUAUGAAGUUUGUAGUGUACUUCAAAUAAUUGGAUGUGAGCAACAAUAAUUUCUUGGGUGCUUGGCAUACGAUCUUCUGUUCACACAAUAAGCUGACAGCUUGAUUGCUGUGUUAUUUCUUA